Molecule: messenger RNA, 1649 nt
Organism: Arachis stenosperma
Lineage: Eukaryota; Viridiplantae; Streptophyta; Magnoliopsida; Fabales; Fabaceae
Product: glucosidase 2 subunit beta
Exons: 6
Coding region: 140-742 (200 amino acids)
Biological process (GO): N-glycan processing
Cellular component (GO): glucosidase II complex
Source: RefSeq, a predicted model, not a curated record
AAGGCGAAUUGGGGCCUAGUCCAACCCAACCAAAUAGAAGUGGAAGUCCAAGUCAACUGAAGCUAGACUGAAGUGGAACUGUGGAGGUGGGUUCUUCAUUCAUUUCUUCUCUCUCAAUUCUCACUAGAACGUAACCAACAUGGAAUCGCAUUUCUUCCUCCUCCGAUGUUUUCUCCUCCUAGCUUCUGCCGCAUGUUCUCUUUCCCACCCUUCUCUCCUCGGUGUUCACCCUCUAGAUGAGAAAUAUUACAGCUCUGAGGUAAUCAAGUGCAAGGAUGGAUCAAAAUCCUUCUCCAAAGAUCGUCUCAAUGACAAUUUCUGCGAUUGCCCUGAUGGCACUGAUGAACCAGGAACUUCAGCUUGCUCGGCUGGAAAAUUUUAUUGCAGAAACCUGGGAAGCAAGCCACAAUUUAUAUUCUCUUCUCAUGUUAAUGAUCUUUUCUGUGAUUGUUGUGAUGGGAGUGAUGAAUAUGAUGGACACAUUCGGUGCCUCAACACUUGUGUAAUGGGUGGGAAUGCCGAAAUUGGCAAUUACAAUUCAAAACUGAGUCAGCAGGCCUCUUUUGCUGGAAAAGUGACCAAAGAUGAAGUGAAGUAUGAGGACUUGGUUCAUAAUCUUAUGAGUUUGAGGUUAGCAAUUAUUCUACAAGUGGUUCUGCUUGCUUUUAUCGUAUUUCUAUGGCGUUUUGGUUGCCGUUCCAGAUCUAAAAGGAGGCGUACAAUUGAACUGAAGGAGAUCUAGCUAUUUAACUGAUACUGAACUGUGGUAUAUUUUCACAACAAUGUUAAGAAUAGUGGUACAUGAAACUAAUGGAAAUAACAUACUAAUAACAUACUAAUGCUACUGUUGAAGUACACUGCUAAGAAUGCCAGGCAAGAGAAGUUUAUCCUAGGAAACAUAUAUUGAUGGGAGAUAGCCAAUGACAAGGAUUCAGCCAAAGUCUCAAAUUUGUUUGUUCUCUCAUAAGAACAAUGCACAUUGAAGAAUUCAUUAGUCAAUGUAGUAAGAAUGAUGGGUGCACAAGUCUUAUUUCAAGAAAUUCAAUCCUCUAUCUUGUUAGGCUCCACCGAUAAUCUGGUUUGGGAUUCUACCAAGAAUUUCAACUCCAUGCAUGUCAAGGAUGGAGAGAACCCACUCUUGCCAUCGCGUGACUAAUUGAUUUUAAUUGUUAUAGGUUAGGCUGCCUAUAUUAUAUACCCUUUGGGUGCGGUCCUUCUUUGGAUCUUGUAUUAAUGUGGGAUACUUGUGCACGAGGCUGCCAUUUUUUAUUUGUUUUUAUUUCAAUGUUCAAAGCGAAAGGGAACCUUGGUGGAACGUUGAAUUGUCUCCGCGUGCAAAGUCACGGGUUCAAACAUUGGAAUCAACCACUGUUGCAUUUAUUUGGUUAUGCUAUCUAAAUUACACCUCUAGGCACGCUCCUUCCUUAGACCUUGCUUAAUGCGGGAUGCUUAUGCACUGAAAUGUCUUUUUGCCCUUUUAUUUCAAUGUUCAGAGCAUAGCCAUUUUGAUUAAAGUUGUAUAUGUGUUUUUGUAACAUUACGAGAUUUUAUAAUUUCAUCCUCUUAUUUUAUCUUUUGGGUGUGUGGCUAUGCCUCGUGAUUAUACAAUUUUCCAUGUAAAGGAUCAAUUUUCUGGUAUGUUAUCAAUA